GUUUCUUCGCCAAUCAUCUUCCGCAUUCCGAUCUUCGUGCUUGAGCUCUCCGAACCUCCCGUCAAUGGACGCGCCCGGCGGCGCGGCGGCGGUGAUCACGGUGGAGUACCUGGAGACCGCCAGGUCGAGAGAUCUACUCUCCAAGUUCCCGGACAACUCCGCCUUCGAUUUCGACUACUCUCAGAGCGCAAUCUGGUCUCCUCUCGUUCCCCGGCACCUGAUCCCUGUCUCCGGCGGCCGCAAUCUCGGAUCCGGUCCCCGGAGGGAGCUGGCCUACGAGGAAGCGGCGGUCAAUUUCAGGGAGGCGACGGCUAAUUUCCGGAGGAAGCUUCUAGAUUCCGUGAUCUGUAAUGUCGAUUACCGGCGGGCGAUGAGGAAGAGGAAGAAGAUGAUGAAAAAGGAUUUUGAUUUUUCUCCGAUCGGUUCUUCCUCUAAGCUCGCCGCCGCGAGUACUCCCCGAAAGGGUUGGGCAAAGGUAUUGAAAGCAGCGGCGAAACAUUUCAAGAAAAGCAAGAAUAAACCUCAAAUAAAGUGACUUUUCCUCGUAUUUGUAUUUUACUAAUAUGACAUUUUGUGGAAGGCAAAAAAAAAAUAUGGCCCGGUUCCAUGGCCACUGGAAUCUAGUAGCCACGGAAGUCACUGCCGUUCAUAAAAUUGAUGAUUCCUACCCCCCCUAACCCCCCUGGUAAAGCCCCCCGCCAAGUCUCGACCCAAACUCAUCACCCCACCUACGUCAAUUGCACCUCGUAAGCAUAAAGUCAAAACUUUUUACUUUAAAGUCAAUUAUGCUUACGAGGUGCAAUUGACGUAGGUGGGGUGAUGAGUUUGGGUCGGGACUUGGCGGAGGGUUUACCGGGGGAUGGGGGGUUAGGGGUGUAGGAAUCAUCAAUUUUAUGAACGGAGUUUCGUAGGGGCACAGUGGCUCCCGUGGCCACUGGAUUCAAGUGGCCAUGGAACCGGGCCGAAAAAAUAUGAUAUUUUGUGCAUUUCGUAAUUCGUAUUACUGUAUUAGUGCUUUUCAAGCUUGAUUAAUUUUGGCGUAAUGAAAAAUGACAAAUGCC
Molecule: messenger RNA, 1061 nt
Organism: Cuscuta campestris
Lineage: Eukaryota; Viridiplantae; Streptophyta; Magnoliopsida; Solanales; Convolvulaceae
Source: the annotation of a GenBank genome assembly